UUGCCCAUAAUCAAUAUGGCGGCGCAGGACGGCUUCGUCUGCCCUUCCCCAACAUGGCGUCCGGCCCCGCACCCAACGGCGGCGCUGUGGGAGGAGCUGCGCCUGCGCAGUGCCAAGGGCAAGAUGGCGGCGCUGCGGGCACUGGGGCGGCUGCGGGCACCUUCGGGGCUGCGGGCUGCGGCCGCGCGGCUCGGGCCCGGCCCGGCCCGGGGGGGCCACCAGUGGCAGCCCGAUGUGGAGUGGGCUCAGCAGUACGCCGGAGCCGUCAUGUACCCCAGCAAGGAGACGGAGAAGUGGGUGCCACCGCCCUGGAACGACAAGGAUCCCCUCGCACACAAGAAGCUCUCCAGCCUGACCAUCAAUUUCGGGCCCCAGCACCCCGCUGCCCACGGGGUUCUGCGGUUGGUGAUGGAGCUGAGCGGGGAGACGGUGAGGAGGUGCGACCCGCACAUCGGGCUGCUGCACCGGGGCACCGAGAAGCUCAUCGAGUACAAGACAUACCUCCAGGCUCUGCCCUAUUUCGACCGCCUCGACUACGUCUCCAUGAUGUGCAACGAGCAGGCCUAUUCCCUGGCCGUGGAGAAGCUGCUCAACAUCCGUCCGCCUCUCAGGGCUCAGUGGAUCCGAGUGCUGUUCGCAGAGAUAACCCGGCUGCUCAACCACAUCAUGGCCGUGACCACGCACGCGCUGGACAUCGGGGCCAUGACGCCUUUCUUCUGGAUGUUCGAGGAGAGGGAGAAGAUGUUUGAGUUCUACGAGCGGGUCUCGGGGGCGCGGAUGCACGCGGCCUACAUCCGCCCCGGCGGCGUGCACCAGGAUCUGCCCCUGGGGCUGAUGGACGACAUCUACGAGUUUGUGAAGAACUUCUCCAUCCGGGUGGACGAGGUGGAAGAGAUGCUCACCAACAACCGCAUCUGGAAGAACCGCACCAUCGACAUCGGGGUCAUCACGGCGGAGGAGGCGCUCAACUACGGCUUCAGCGGGGUGAUGCUGCGGGGUUCGGGGAUCCACUGGGACCUACGCAAGACGCAGCCCUACGAUGUCUACGACCAGGUGGAAUUUGACGUCCCCAUCGGCUCCCGGGGCGACUGCUAUGACCGGUACCUGUGCCGGGUGGAGGAGAUGCGCCAGUCCCUGCGCAUCAUCCUGCAGUGCCUCAACAAGAUGCCCGAGGGGGAGAUCAAGGUGGACGACGCCAAAAUCUCUCCUCCAAAGCGGGCAGAGAUGAAGACCUCCAUGGAGUCCCUCAUUCAUCACUUCAAGCUGUACACCGAGGGCUACCAGGUGCCCCCCGGAGCCACCUACACGGCCAUCGAGGCCCCCAAGGGUGAAUUCGGCGUCUAUCUCGUCUCGGAUGGCAGCAGCCGCCCCUACCGCUGCAAGAUCAAGGCGCCCGGCUUCGCCCACCUG
This is a messenger RNA of Numida meleagris (helmeted guineafowl), 1410 nucleotides long. It is a transcript of the gene NDUFS2, whose product is annotated as NADH:ubiquinone oxidoreductase core subunit S2. The record is from RefSeq and is a predicted model, not a curated record. Gene Ontology annotation, biological process: mitochondrial electron transport, NADH to ubiquinone. Lineage: Eukaryota; Metazoa; Chordata; Aves; Galliformes; Numididae. Gene Ontology annotation, molecular function: quinone binding; NAD binding; NADH dehydrogenase (ubiquinone) activity.